AUGGAUCGUUUACUGUUGGUGCUUCUAAGCAGCGCUAGUUUACUGCUUACAGUGUACGGAAUACAACACCACAUUGUGACCAAAAGCUGGUCCGAAGCACAGUCUGACUGUCUCCAGUAUCUACGCGUCGAAUCACCCGGACGAUACCUUUCCCAUCGAUACCGGGACAAUCAAACGUCGAAGCAACUGAUCUUCUGCAUCAUGCUCAACCUGCGCAUCUACGAUCCAACCCAGAACGUGUUGAGACUGGAAGCGUUGGGACAAUUUUUCCACCCUGACAAAACUGACACACUGUACGUCAAUCGAACGAAUGCGUGUUUGCUGAGAGUGAAAGUUCCACCGCUUGUGGAUAGUUCCGAGGAUAGCCAGCCGUAUAGUGGGGUGAUGGGAACACUGUACGAGGUAUUUCGAUGUUUCUAUCACUGCUACGGUAAUAUCAACGCUAAUGCUCCGAAACUGCCCCCAACUGUACUGGAGCUGGAACAGAUACAGCAAGAGUGUGCUCGUAUCGUCGGUGUUUCGGAACGGUUGUUCGAUGGUGGUUUACAGCUGAGCAGCCAUCCACGCAACUCGCCAUAG
Messenger RNA from Anopheles arabiensis, 579 nucleotides. RefSeq names its product general odorant-binding protein 69. The record is from RefSeq and is a predicted model, not a curated record. The transcript has 2 exons. Gene Ontology annotation, molecular function: odorant binding. NCBI's taxonomy places the organism in Eukaryota, Metazoa, Arthropoda, Insecta, Diptera, Culicidae. The coding region runs from base 1 to 579 and encodes 192 amino acids. Gene Ontology annotation, biological process: sensory perception of smell.